Molecule: messenger RNA, 2335 nt
Organism: Phoenix dactylifera (date palm)
Lineage: Eukaryota; Viridiplantae; Streptophyta; Magnoliopsida; Arecales; Arecaceae
Source: RefSeq, a predicted model, not a curated record
GAAACGCCUACAUUUGUUCUUUCAUCCCCAUUUCUCUCCAUCGGCGCGAGAGUCGAAUCGAAUUCUCCGUCGAAGGGCAGUGACCGGCCCCUUCCCAUGGACGCCCGCCACCUCGAGUCCUCCAUCCCGCUCCCCAUCGCCUACGCCCCCCUCCCCUCCGGCGCCGCCGGAGACCAUCCCUCGAGGCGCCGGACCAACAUCCGCCUCCUCUCCCUCGCCUCCGCCGCCUUCUGCCUCCUCGCGGUCGCCGCCUUCCUCUUCGGCGACCGCCGCGACCCCCUCCCCCCUGCCUCCUCCUCCAACUCCUCUUCCUCCUCCUUCCGCGUCGCAUCUCGCCCCGUCUCCCGCGGCCCCUCCGAUGGCGUCUCCGAGAAGGUCUCCGGCGCCUCCCCCACCCUCCUCUCCGCCUCCCCUCCCUACCCCUGGACCAAUACCAUGCUCCAAUGGCAGCGCACCGGCUUCCAUUUCCAGCCUCCCCAGAACUGGAUGAACGAUCCAAAUGGACCGCUGUGGUACGAGGGGUGGUAUCAUUUGUUCUACCAGUACAACCCGGACUCCCCGGUGUGGGGGAUCAUCUCGUGGGGCCACGCCGUGUCACGUGAUCUGGUUCACUGGGACCACCUCCCCCUUGUCAUGAUCCCCGACCGCUGGUACGACCUCCGCGGUGUCUGGACCGGCUCCGCCACCAUCCUCCCGACCGGCCAAAUCAUCAUGCUCUACACCGGCUUGACCAACGAGUCGGUCCAGGUCCAGAACCUGGCCGUCCCGGCCGACCCGGCCGACCCGCUGCUGAAAACUUGGGUAAAGUCCGACUCCAACCCGGUCCUCGCCCCCCCGCCCGGGAUCGGCUCCACGGACUUCCGCGACCCCACCACCGCCUGGUACGACCCGUCGGACGGCACCUGGCGGAUCGCCAUCGGCUCCAAAGACGGGUCCCACGCCGGUAUCGCGAUUGUCUACAAGACCCGUGAUUUCGUCCGCUACGAGCUCGUGCCGGGGGUGCUGCACAGGGUGCCGCGGACCGGGAUGUGGGAGUGCGUGGAUUUUUUCCCGGUGGCGGUGGAGGAGGGGACGGCGGCGGCGGUGGAGGGGAUGGACACAUCGGCGGCGGCCGGGGCCGGGGUGAGGCACGUGCUGAAGGCGAGCUUGGACCAGGACCGGAACGACUACUACGCCAUCGGCACGUACGACAUGGCGACGAACACGUGGCGGCCGGAGGACGAGGGGAUGGACGUGGGGAUCGGGCUGCGGUACGACUGGGGGCAGUUCUACGCGUCCAAGACGUUCUACGACCCAGAGAAGCGGAGGAGGGUGUUGUGGGGUUGGAUCGGCGAGACGGACAGCGAAAGGACCGAUCUUUUGAAGGGCUGGGCGUCGCUCCAGGGCAUCCCCCGGACUGUGCUUUUUGAUACCAAAACUAGAGGCAAUCUGCUCCAAUGGCCUGUGGAGGAGGUGGAGAAAUUAAGGAUGAGCAGCAAGGACUUUGGUAGGAUCACAAUUGACACUGGAUCGGUGUUCCCCCUCGAUGUCACUGGAGCCAUACAGUUGGAUAUAGAGGCUGAAUUUGAGAUCGAGAAGGAGGCAUUGAUGAUGGCCGUCGAGGCCGAUGUAGGGUACAACUGCAGCACGAGCGGCGGGGCGACCAAGAGGGGCAUGCUUGGGCCAUUUGGGUUGCUCGUCUUGGCUAAUGAUAGGCUAUCAGAGAAGACUGCAGUGUACUUCUACAUUGCAAGGGGAACAGAUGGCAACCUUCGCACUCACUUCUGCCAUGAUGAAUUAGAGUCAUCCAGGGCGAGUGACAUUGUCAAGAGAGUAGUCGGCAGCACAGUCCCGGUCCUUGAUGGUGAAACUUUGUCAGUGAGAAUACUGGUUGAUCACUCCAUUGUUGAGAGCUUUGCUCAAGGGGGAAGAACAUGCAUCACUUCUCGCGUCUACCCAACUGAAGCAAUUUACAAUGCAGCAAAAGUCUUUCUAUUCAACAAUGCCACCGGUGCUUCUGUGACUGUCAAAUCUCUCACCAUAUGGAAGAUGGACUCCACAUUCAGUCACCCCUACACCACUCAAGCUUAGAAUUAUUUAUACUCUUGCUCUCCUUCUUCACCCCUACGGCUUACCGAUUUGUUCAUCCAACCCAAUAGCCUCUUAUUUCCCAUUUCAUCCCUUUCAAUUGUAUGUAUUGCGACUUCAUUCAUUAGGAAGCUCGUUGUCGAGCUGCGUUCGCUCCCAUUUGGAGAAAAUUUUUCGGCAAAAUGGUUAUGUCAGGGAGCUCUCCUAUUGUAGUUAUCACUAUUGCCAUAGAAAAUUUAAAUACGAUGCUAAACCAACAUGGGGGCAA